UUUUCUCACAACUCCAUUACGUAAAGGUCCAAACGCGUCCAUCCUCCGUACCACAGGGUCUCCUCCCGAUCAAUAACGACAUUUUUAACCCAUCAUGUCUGGUAGAGGGAAAACCGGAGGCAAAGCCCGAGCAAAGGCCAAGUCCCGUUCCUCCCGAGCCGGGCUCCAGUUCCCGGUGGGUCGUGUCCACAGGCUACUGCGCAAAGGAAAUUAUGCGGAGCGCGUCGGCGCCGGGGCUCCGGUCUAUCUGGCGGCCGUGUUGGAGUAUCUGACCGCUGAGAUCCUGGAGCUGGCAGGCAACGCAGCCAGGGACAACAAGAAGACCAGGAUCAUCCCCCGGCACCUCCAGCUGGCUGUGCGCAACGACGAGGAGCUCAACAAGCUGCUGGGAGGUGUGACCAUCGCUCAGGGAGGAGUGCUACCCAACAUCCAGGCUGUCCUCCUCCCCAAGAAGACGGAGAAACCGGCCAAGAGCAAGUAAAAGACUCCGGCAGGCCCGGACUCGGCCGGGACAAAGCGCUCACCUCGGAGCCUGCAGCCACUUUUUCAUAUCAGUGUUUUUCUUUUUGGAUAAACCUUUCAGACAGGAGGCCGCGAGCGUUUGUUUGUUUGUUUGUUUGUUUGUUUGUUUCUAUGAAAACCAUCCACGCGCUUCAUCGGGAGGAACAGAUUGAUAAACUGCUCCGUCGCUGUUUGUGAAAUGGAGGCAGGCAGGAUGAGGAUGAGGAUGAUGAAGGCCUGUGGACCAAUUGUGAAGGGAGGGGUUGUUUUUUUUUAGUUUCGCAAUGCUGCUACAAAAACGUGCAAAAUUGUUGUAUUGUUUUUUUUUCUGUCAUGUUGUUUCAAUAAAUGUCCUGUAGUCUUUUGGCGCAGGGCAAA
Larimichthys crocea (large yellow croaker) is the source of this 879-nucleotide messenger RNA. RefSeq names its product H2A.X variant histone family member 1 (gene h2ax1). Gene Ontology annotation, molecular function: DNA binding; structural constituent of chromatin; protein heterodimerization activity. Lineage: Eukaryota; Metazoa; Chordata; Actinopteri; Sciaenidae. Bases 95 to 481 code for a protein of 128 amino acids. The transcript has a single exon. Gene Ontology annotation, cellular component: nucleosome. The record is from RefSeq and is a predicted model, not a curated record.